UUGAAACCCGAAGAAAUCAAAGUUCGAGAGCAUUUACAAAGUCGCGAAAGGUGUUACAAAACUUCACGUUUCAACUCCAAAAAGUACCUGUGGAGUUCAAUCCCAGUUCGUUUCAGCAAUUAACCAUUUAAUGCGUUUCUGUUGAAGUUUUUUUCAGUACGCAGAGGGAGUGAAAUCCCGAUCUCCAUAUUUCCUGAGUUGGAACAAGUAGUUCGAGGAGCUGGAGUGAGACAGAGAGGGAGGGAUAACGAAAGGAAAACUUUUAGCCACCAUUCCUUCAUUUUAGAGUUCGUUCAUCUUCAGUGAAUUGUGUUGGAUCUGGUGGGAAGAAUGACGAGCAUCAACACACCCAACAUCAACUUCAAAUGGGACCCCAAGAGCCUGGAGAUCCGCACGCUGGCGGUGGAGAGGCUGCUGGAGCCCCUGGUCACCCAGGUUACGACCCUUGUGAACUCCAGCAACAAGGGGCCGUCCAAUAAGAAAAAGGGACGCUCCAAGAAGGCCCACGUGCUGGCUGCUUCCGUGGAAACGGCCACCCAGAACUUCCUGGAGAAGGGCGACAACAUCGCCAAGGAGAGCCAGUUCCUGAAGGAGGAACUCACUGCCGCUGUGGAGGAUGUGCGCAAGCAAGGAGAGUCCAUGAAGACGGCCUCGGGGGAGUUUGCGGAAGACCCCUGCUCGUCGGUGAAGAGGGGCAACAUGGUGCGCGCCGCCCGCGCCCUGCUGUCCGCCGUCACUCACCUGCUGGUGCUGGCCGACAUGGCCGACGUCUACAAGCUGCUGAUGCAGCUCAAGCUGGUGGAGGAGAACCUGGUGAAAGUCCGCAACGCAGGCACCGAGCAGGACCUGGGCAUCCAGUACAAGGCUCUGAAGCCAGAGGUGGACAAGCUGAACCUGAUGGCAGCCAAGAGACAGCAGGAGCUGAAAGACGUCCACCACAAGGACCAGAUGGCGGCGGCGCGCGGCGUGCUGCAGAGGAACGUGCCCAUGCUGUACAAGGCGUCGCACGCCUGCCUGCAGCACCCGGACGUGGCGGCCUACAAGGCCAACCGCGACCUCAUCUACAAGCAGCUGCAGCACGCCGUGUCGGGCAUCUCCAACGCCGCCCAGGCCACCGCCUCCGAGGACUCGGCCCUUGCCCAGCCGCCGGGCGGCGGCGAGCUCGCCUACGCGCUCAACAACUUCGACAAGCAGAUCAUAGUGGACCCGCAGAGCUUCAGCGAGGAGCGCUUCCGCCCGUCCCUGGAGGAGCGCCUGGAGAGCAUCAUCAGCGGCGCUGCCCUCAUGGCCGACUCCUCCUGCACCCGCGACGACCGCAGGGAGCGCAUCGUGGCCGAGUGCAACUCGGUGCGACAGGCCCUGCAGGACCUGCUGUCGGAGUACAUGGGCAACGCGGGGCGAAAGGACAGGAGCGACGCCCUCAACUCGGCCAUUGAUAGGAUGACCAAGAAGACCCGAGAUCUGCGCAGACAGCUGCGUAAGGCGGUGAUGGACCAUGUCUCUGACUCCUUCCUGGAGACCAAUGUCCCGCUGCUGGUCCUGAUCGAGGCGGCCAAGAACGGGAACGAGAAGGAGGUGAAGGAGUACGCCCAGGUGUUCCGUGAACACGCCAACAAGCUCAUCGAGGUGGCCAACCUGGCCUGCUCCAUCUCCAACAACGAUGAAGGUGUGAAGCUGGUCCGAAUGGCCGCCUCCCAGUUGGAAACCCUCUGUCCCCAGGUGAUUAAUGCGGCCCUCGCCCUGGCUGCCAAGCCCAACAGCAAAGUGGCCCAGGACAACAUGGAUCUCUUCAAAGAGCAGUGGGAGAAGCAAGUGCGCGUGCUCACCGACGCGGUGGAUGACAUCACUUCCAUCGACGACUUCCUGUGUGUCUCUGAAAAUCACAUCCUGGAAGAUGUGAACAAAUGCGUGAUCGCUCUGCAGGAGAAGGAUGUGGAUGGGCUGGACCGCACCGCGGGGGCCAUCCGCGGCCGCGCGGCCAGGGUGGUCCACGUGGUCACCUCCGAGAUGGACAACUACGAGCCAGGCGUCUACACCGAGAAGGUCCUGGAGGCCACCAAGCUCCUGACCGACACAUUGAUGCCCCGUUUCACCGAGCAAGUGGAGGCCGCGGUGGAGGCCCUGAGCGCCAACCCCUCGCUGCCGGUGGAUGAGAACGAGUUCAUCGACGCCUCGCGCCUCGUGUACGACGGCAUCCGAGACAUAAGGAAGGCCGUGCUGAUGAUCAGGACCCCGGAGGAGCUGGACGACUCGGACUUUGAGACGGAGGACCUGGACGUGCGCAGCAGGACCAGCGUGCAGACGGAGGAUGACCAGCUGAUCGCCGGGCAGAGCGCUCGGGCCAUCAUGGCUCAGCUUCCCCAGGAGCAAAAGGCCAAGAUCGCCGAGCAGGUGGCCAGCUUCCAGGAGGAGAAGAGCAAGCUGGACGCCGAGGUGUCCAAGUGGGACGACAGCGGCAACGACAUCAUCGUGCUGGCCAAGCAGAUGUGCAUGAUCAUGAUGGAGAUGACCGACUUCACCAGGGGCAAAGGACCUCUGAAGAACACAUCUGAUGUGAUCAGCGCGGCAAAGAAGAUCGCAGAGGCCGGUUCGAGAAUGGACAAGCUGGGCCGCACCAUCGCUGACCAGUGCCCUGACUCCGCAUGCAAGCAGGACCUGCUGGCCUACCUUCAGCGCAUCGCCCUGUACUGCCACCAGCUCAACAUCUGCAGCAAAGUGAAGGCGGAGGUGCAGAACCUGGGUGGAGAACUGGUGGUGUCUGGGGUGGACAGUGCCAUGUCCCUCAUCCAGGCUGCCAAGAACUUGAUGAACACGGUGGUUUCUACAGUGAAAGCAUCUUACGUGGCCUCCACCAAGUACCAGAAGUCUCAGGGCAUGCAGUCCCUCAACAUGCCCGCCAUCUCCUGGAAGAUGAAGGCCCCCGAGAAGAAGCCUCUGGUAAAGCGCGAAAAGCACGAUGACGGUCAGACCAACAAGGUGAAGCGGUCUUCCCAGAAGAAACACAUCAACCCCGUGCAGGCCCUGAGCGAGUUCAAAGCGAUGGAUAGCAUCUGAGCGAGCCCCCGCAGUCCUCUCCCCAGCUCCCCCAGUACUCUGAGAAACCGCUAACUGGAAUGAAAUAUGCAUAGAAAAUGAUAUUUGUUUUGAAGUUUAGAUGAGGCCUUUCCGUCUGUCAGAAACCAUUUGAAAACAUCCUCCAUCCUCAGUAGGCAUUAUGUCUUUUUGAUUUGCAGUGCAAUGCAACUUAUGUCCUAUUUUUUCCCCCCCCAAACAGUGACAUAGUGUGCAGUCUUCAAAAAUACACUUAAAUGUUAUUGGAUGCUCACCCUGUAAAAAAAAAAAAAAAAAAAAAAAAGGUUAAGAAUUAUGACUGGAAGUGAGUUUUUGGGGGAGGGGACCAGCUCUUUUUUUGUCAUUUUCAUUUAAAUUAAGAAGUUACUUUUGCUUUUAUUCACGACUUUUACUCACAUUAUGUUUCAUUUGUGUAUUUCAAACAUUUUAUCUUUUUUUUUCUUUCAUGGGAGGCUUUAUCUGAUGUAGAGACCAUAUUCUGUUGUUAUUUGCACAACAGUGGAUUCCAG
Messenger RNA from Megalops cyprinoides (Indo-Pacific tarpon), 3581 nucleotides. It is a transcript of the gene ctnna1, whose product is annotated as catenin (cadherin-associated protein), alpha 1. The transcript has 18 exons. Gene Ontology annotation, cellular component: actin cytoskeleton; catenin complex; adherens junction. The record is from RefSeq and is a predicted model, not a curated record. Gene Ontology annotation, biological process: cell migration; cell-cell adhesion. NCBI's taxonomy places the organism in Eukaryota, Metazoa, Chordata, Actinopteri, Elopiformes, Megalopidae. Gene Ontology annotation, molecular function: beta-catenin binding; cadherin binding; structural molecule activity. The coding region runs from base 331 to 3054 and encodes 907 amino acids.